GCGCAUGCGCAGCCCGUGUUAGUGAUGGAGGAGAGAAGAUGGCGGAAGCGGAAUUCAAGGACCACAAUACAGCUAUGGAUAGUGAGGCAAACUCUGGCACAUCUUCUGUGUCGACAACAACCAGUAGUACCACCACCACAACUAUCACCACUUCCUCCUCUCGAAUGCAGCAACCACAGAUCUCUGUCUACAGUGGCUCAGACCGACAUGCUGUACAGGUGAUUCAGCAGGCGUUGCAUCGGCCCCCCAGCUCUGCUGCUCAGUACCUGCAGCAGAUGUAUGCAGCUCAGCAGCAGCACCUGAUGCUGCACACCGCCGCCCUCCAGCAGCAGCACCUGAGCAGCUCCCAGCUCCAGAGCCUCGCUGCCGUCCAGGCAAGUUUGUCCAGUGGAAGACCAUCUACAUCCCCUACAGGAAGUGUCACACAACAGUCAAGUAUGUCCCAGACAUCUAUCAACCUCUCCACUUCUCCUACACCUGCACAGUUAAUAAGCCGUUCCCAGGCUUCCAGUUCUACCAGCGGCAGUAUUACCCAACAGACUAUGUUACUAGGGAGUACCUCCCCUACCCUAACGGCAAGCCAAGCUCAAAUGUAUCUCCGAGCUCAAAUGCUGAUUUUCACACCCGCUACCACUGUGGCUGCUGUACAGUCUGACAUUCCUGUUGUCUCGUCGUCAUCGUCAUCUUCCUGUCAGUCUGCAGCUACUCAGGUUCAGAAUUUAACAUUACGCAGCCAGAAGUUGGGUGUAUUAUCUAGCUCACAGAACGGUCCACCAAAAAGCACUAGUCAAACUCAGUCAUUGACAAUUUGUCAUAACAAAACAACAGUGACCAGUUCUAAAAUCAGCCAACGAGAUCCUUCUCCAGAAAGUAAUAAGAAAGGAGAAAGUCCAAGUCUGGAAUCACGAAGCACAGCUGUCACUCGGACAUCAAGUAUUCACCAGUUAAUAGCACCAGCUUCAUAUCCUCCAAUUCAGCCUCAUCCUCUAAUAAAACAUCAGCAAAUUCCUCUUCAUUCACCACCUCCCAAGGUUUCCCAUCAUCAGCUGAUAUUACAACAGCAGCAACAGCAAAUUCAGCCAAUCACACUUCAAAAUCCAACUCAAGACCCACCCCCAUCCCAGCACUGUAUGCCACUCCAAAACCAUGGCCUUCCUCCAGCACCUGCUAAUGCCCAGUCACAGCAUUGUUCACCGAUUCAGAGCCAUCCCCCUCCUUUAACCAUGUCUCCUAGCCAGUCACAGUCGGCACAGCAGUCUGUAGUGGUGUCUCCUCCACCGCCUCAUUCACCAAGUCAGUCUCCUACUAUAAUUAUUCAUCCACAAGCGCUUAUUCAGCCACACCCUCUUGUGUCAUCGGCUCUCCAGCCAGGGCCAAACCUGCAGCAAUCCACUGCUAAUCAGGUGCAACCGACAGCACAGCUGAAUCUUCCAUCCCAUCUUCCACUUCCAGCUUCCCCUGUUGUACACAUUGGCCCAGUUCAGCAGUCCGCUUUGGUGUCCCCAGGUCAGCCGAUUGUGUCUCCAACAUCACACCAGCAAUAUUCAACCCUGCAGUCCUCUCCAAUCCCAAUUGCAACCCCUCCGCAGAUGUCGACAUCUCCUCCAGCUCAGAUUCCACCUCUGCCCUUGCAGUCUAUGCAGUCUUUACAAGUGCAGCCUGAAAUUCUAUCCCAGGGCCAGGUUUUGGUACAGAAUGCUUUGGUGUCAGAAGAGGAGCUUCCAGCUGCAGAAGCUUUGGUCCAGUUGCCAUUUCAGACUCUUCCUCCUCCACAGACUGUUGCGGUAAACCUACAAGUACAACCACCAGCACCUGUUGAUCCACCAGUGGGAAUGCAUUUGAACCAGUGUCAUCUGCACAAAGUUUUUUCUCUUAAGGUUUAUCAAGUAGAAGAUGUGUGUGAAGAAGAAAUGCCAGAAGAGUCAGAUGAAUGUGUUCGGAUGGACAGAACGCCACCGCCACCCACACUGUCUCCAGCAGCUAUAACUGUGGGGAGAGAAGAUUUGACUUCUGAACAUCCUUUGUUAGAGCAAGUGGAAUUACCUGCUGUGGCAUCAGUCAGUGCUUCAGUAAUCAAAUCUCCAUCAGAUCCUUCCCAUGUUUCUGUUCCUCCACCUCCACUCUUACUUCCAGCUGCUACCACAAGGAGUAAUAGUACAUCUGUACCCAGUAGCAUUCCCAGUAUAGAAAACAAACCUCCACAGGCUAUUGUUAAGCCACAGAUUUUAACCCAUGUUAUUGAAGGCUUUGUGAUUCAGGAGGGAUUGGAACCAUUUCCUGUGAGUCGUUCGUCUUUGCUAAUAGAACAGCCUGUGAAAAAAAGGCCUCUUUUGGAUAAUCAGGUGAUAAACUCUGUGUGUGUUCAGCCAGAGCUACAGAAUAAUACAAAGCAUGGAGAUAACUCAUCUGACACAGAGAUAGAAGACAUGAUUGCUGAAGAGACAUUAGAAGAAAUGGACAGUGAGUUGCUCAAGUGUGAAUUCUGUGGGAAGAUGGGAUAUGCUAAUGAAUUUCUUCGGUCAAAACGAUUCUGUACUAUGUCCUGUGCCAAAAGGUACAAUGUUAGCUGUUCUAAAAAAUUUGCACUUAGUCGUUGGAAUCGUAAGACUGAUAAUCAAAGUCUUGGGCAUCGUGGCCGUCGUCCAAGUGGCCCUGAUGGGGCAGCAAGAGAACAUAUCCUUAGGCAGCUUCCAAUUACUUAUCCAUCUGCAGAAGAAGACUUGGCUUCUCAUGAAGAUUCUGUCCCAUCUGCUAUGACAACACGCCUGCGCAGACAGAGUGAGCGGGAAAGAGAGCGUGAGCUCCGGGAUGUGAGAAUUAGGAAAAUGCCCGAGAACAGUGAUUUGCUACCAGUUGCACAAACAGAGCCAUCUAUAUGGACAGUUGAUGAUGUCUGGGCCUUCAUCCAUUCUUUGCCUGGCUGCCAGGAUAUUGCAGAUGAAUUCAGAGCACAGGAGAUUGAUGGACAGGCCCUUCUUUUGCUAAAAGAAGACCAUCUUAUGAGUGCAAUGAAUAUCAAACUAGGCCCGGCCCUAAAGAUCUGUGCACGCAUCAACUCUCUGAAGGAAUCUUAAUAGGAGCAUGAAGCUGUGAGAAAACAGCAGUUUUACUCUUCUUAAACAAACUUGUAAGGUAAAGGCUCAAGCUGGCCUAGAAUGUUAUCAUAUAUUGUGGUGGAUAGCCAAGCACAUUGGGAUCUCCACAUCAAAAGCCGACAUUUCUUCUACAAAUAGAGUAAUUCAUCAUACAUUUUCAUAAUUAGCCAACAUUGAUAAAAGUAAUUUUACAGGUUACAUGCAACAUUGAAAGACUUGAUAUAGAGGGCCAUGAUAUUUUUCAAAGAAACGUGUUAUACUAGAUAAUUUUUUAAAGGUGACGUUUAUCAUUAAUAUAAAGAAUCCUUUUAAAAGUAAUUUAAUGAUUUACAUUUUUCCUCUUUUGAUUCGGUUUUCUUAUACAUUUUUCUACCCUGUAAGUUUUCUAUAGGUUGUCAUGAGAGAUAUAAUUUAGGAAUAGUUUAGGAGUCCAGUGACUGGAAUUGUAUGCAAUGAGAUAUCAGUUGUGCAUUUUAAGAAACAUGUCUGUCAGACAAUUGCUUUGUCUGUAAAAAGGAUUGCAUUCUAGCAUGAAUAAUACUAAUCUGGAAGUCAGAGGAGUUGGUUUCUAUUCCAAACUUGACCAAGAAUUUGAUGUUGCUGAGAAAAGUUAGUUUUCUUCUUAGUUUUUUUACAUUUAGAGCAGUGGUUCUCACCAGAGGUCAGUUUUGCUCCCCAGGGGAUAUUUGACAGUGUCUAGGGACAUUUUGGUUGUCAUAGCUUGGAGGAGUUGGGGAGGAUUGGAGGACAGGGACAUUGCUAAGUAUCCCACAGUGCACAAGACAGUCCUCCAAAACAACAAUUUAGCCAGUCGAAAAUGUCAAGUCGUGUCAGGGUUCAGAAACCCUGAUGUAGGAGUGAUAAAUGUUGUUCUUUUUUUUACCCAGAGGGUUAUUUUGAAAAAAUGAGACAUAAUAAGGAAUAUAUUAUACAAUGGAAGUAUUUCAGAUAGCAUUAAUGUUCUGCUGAAGUAUUUUUCCCAGUUUUAUGCAUAGUUAAAAAAAAGGGGAAAAUCCACUAAAUUGACCUGUAAAAUAAGGACUAGCAUACAAAUAAUUUGAGUCUCAGAAAGUAGGAAUUCAUAUUAUCUUUCAUCUCUCUUUGCUCCUCUGCACUGAUGAAGGCAUAAUAUCAUUAUACCUUAUGAACCAGUGCAUGGCCUUUGCUGGCACGAUAGUAGUUUGUAGUGGGUAUGUGGGUGGUCUUUGGAUUUUUUUCUAAUGUUGAACAUGCUGGGUCUAGCUUGAAUGCACAUUCCUUUUUCCUUGACUAACCCUUGCAUGCUUCCUACAAAGUACCCACCAACUAGUAUCUCUUGGAUUAUCACAUCUAAUUUUGUAUGUACAUGUUUUAGGGAAAAAACAUUUUAAAGCAAAAUUUUUCACUGAACAGUUUGUGUUCUGUCAGAAUUAUGACAUUAAAACAAAAUUGUUAUGGGAGCCCUGAGAACCUUACUGUCCUGGACAUAAAAUAUUUGUUUUAAUCCUUUUUAUCUUUACCACACGAUGGAAAUAUUUUAAAAUAGAAGGAACAUACACAGAUAUUUGGCAGACAUUCAGUAAGUGGGGACGAAUCCAUGGGUUUCAGUCAUUGUCACUGCUCUUUUCAAAGAUUGUGUUGAGCUAGUAGAAGACUAAAGAUGUCAUUAAAGACAUCACAGAUGUUUAUCUUUUGGCUUUGUGUACAUUAGAGAAUGUUGAUUAUUUUUAUACAAAAAUACAGCGGGUAAUUUUUUUAAUCUUUAGAUGCCUCUUGUUUGAAUGUAUGCUUUGUGGGAUUCUUUUGUGUAGUAAUGUUUAAAAAAAAAAGAUGUUUACUGAUAGUUAUGUGUAGGAUUAGAAUGCGUAAUAUAGUGUAAGGCUCAAGUUCCAGACCUACAGUAGCUUGUAGUCUAUGUUACAUAUUUCUUUAUAUCACAUUUUUAAUUAUUGGAUUAAAGUUUCAAGGAAAGGUAGGAGCUCUAUAGUCAGUUUUCAUUUAUUAGCAGUUAAUCAUUAUGACAGAGUUGUCAUAUCCUUGACUUUUCCCCCUCAUCUUGGUGUUUCCAAACACAAGUGUAGGCUAAGCAUUAAUAGGAUGGUCCACUGUGUGUGGGAGGCAGAGGGCACGCAGGAAAAUCUCCCCUGGAAUUAAAACUUUGUCAUAGAUAAUCCACAAGCAGUGCAUUUCAGGCUCUGUUCGCAAUAAUGGUUACCUCCCAUAACUGAAUUUUCUAUAUUGCCUUUAAGGUAUUAACUCUGAACUGUGUUAUAGGAUCUCCUUUUCUUCACUGUCUUUUCUGAUAUCAGUCAUUAUAUACGGAUUGAAAGCCCUUGUGCCUAGCACCAUGUUAAAUAUCCAAGAAAGCUUACCAGAAGGAGGAUUUCCAUUUGAGAGCACCUUAUCAUCUUAAAUCUUGUAAUAAUCUCAAGAGUAGUCCAGAUCUUCUUUUGUCCUCACUCAAAACAUACCCAGAAAAUAUACUUGCAUUUUUUUCAAGUGAGCUAUUUUAUUUAAAAAUGGCUCAUUUGCUUUCAACUGGCAGUUUUCCCUUUUGAUGCAAUGGUUUUCUCUAGAGGAUUUAACCAUCUUAAAAAUCAAAGCCUCAGUUAUAUAUGAUGAAUAUAGAUAACACUGGGUGUCCACUUAUAAGUUCUAAGUACAGUUCUGGUGUGAGGUGGGUGGGGAGAGUAUUCUUUUCUCUUUCCUUCAUGCUAUUGCAUUGUUUUAGGAUUUUCAUUGAUGAGAAGGAAUGACAGAAAAGGGACAUGGGAAGUUCUUCCUACUUUUGCUAAGUGUACAUUUUCUGACUUCUUUAAACUGAUGCACUCUUUUCCCAUUGAGGGAAAUAAAAAAACCUACAAGUUUCAAAUUUUUUUUACUCUAGGCCAUGUGUUCCCUCAGAAAAUAAACAAACUGAGAAAGCUGCUUUGUAAAUGUUUUAACAUGACCUGGAUUUUCAUCAAGCCUUGGGUAGGCAUGUGUCGGACGGGCUCUGCACCUUUGAUGUAAUCACUGUCGUAUAAGGCAGAGUGCUGUCCCAAAACCUGUCACUUUUUAAGCAGUGUAUAACUGUUUUCAGGAUGGUACUUCUAAUUUGCUGUGGCAUCACUAAAGAGACGUUUUUCUUAGUCUAGCUUAAGGGCUGUCACGUGGGAGUGGAGAAGGAGGAAUGAGGGAAAGACAUGUUAGUGAAGCUGGAGAAUGGGAGAGAGGCAGACAGAAGAGACCUGUCACUUCACUUGUCCCACUUCAACACUGAACAAAUUUCUGCACUUUUGAAGUUAAUUUCAUGAUUUACCUUGUUUUAAGUAGAAAUGAUUUUUUUAGGUAGCCUAUUGUUUUUGUUUCCUAGUGUGUUGAAACACUUCCUUAGAACUGUUUGAAGUAUUGCUGCGCCCAUGCCUCUGAAUACUUUUUUGCGUGAAAUUAUAGUCAGACAUUUAUUCAAAUACCAGUCCUAGACUGAAAUCUGUCACAGUGUCCCCUAUCACUGACUUGUUCAAUCAAAUGUUACGAAGUCCCAUUUGCAUUUGCAAGGUUCUGGUACCAUCAUGGCACAAGUAUGGUAGGAAGGCAAUAUAUAGAUUGUAUAAUCUUAGGUUGUUUACAUGGGUGUAAACAGUUUUGGAAAGAAUAAACUAUUGUAGACGUACGUGAAUGAUGCCACCCUCACAGCCAUAUUGAGUAGAUGAAAUCCCUGGAUGGACACACUGUUAAAAUGUUUUAAAGACACAUUUUCAACUAGAACAGACUGAUUCUAUUUUGUGGUUUGAAGGUCUUCACCCUUAGUGAAUGGCAGGAACACAUGCUGGCUGUGUGCAGCUGGCGCUAAACAUUACCUGACAGCAUGGGUGGGCCUCGCUCACUGCUUUCUUCCCUAAAGCCUAUUCUAGCCCUGAGGGAACUGUGCGAACACUUCUUAAGACACCUUUGCCUGAAAAUCCUUAGAGAGGAUUUUGUAGUAGCGUUCAUUUUAGGAAGGUAAUUGGGGCAGGACUUUCUAACACCUAACAGUCAUGUGUCAAUGAAACCUUUGGGCAGUGGAAACUGGCACAGUGUUUGUUCAGUCUGUUUCCUAUGCACCAUGUAUGUAGCUGGGCCUUAAGGAAGGUUUUCCAGGGUGAAGGAUAGGGAACUAUAGGAAGUAACAAAUAGGAGGAAAACAUUCUAGACCCAAGAGGAUAAUAGUACAGUUAAUGGAGUGAGGUUAUAUUGUAUAGACAGGAUCUUCAGUAGUUCAGAAUAAUACAUUGUAAUCGUCGGAUCCCAGUUACAGCAAUAAGAUUCACCUGUAAUCAUACACAUUCUUUCUCUGUCCAGUGAUUCUGCCCCUAGGAGCAUAUCAGUAGUUCCAGUGAUACAGAAGUUAGUGAUUUUUGACUUCAAAAAAAAAGGUGACCACUAUUGUACUUGGAGAAUAUUUGUCAAAAACUCAAAGGUUAAUUAUUUAUAAUUAAGUUACUGGAAUUGUAGAAGAGAGUAUCCAUUUUCAGAUACCACAGUUGAAUCACCCUUUUAGAUUAUUAUAAAAGGCAUUUUAAGAUGGUAUUUUAUUUGUUAGAUUGUAUCUUAAGAAUUGGAUGACUAAAGAGCUAUCUUUCUCUUUAUCAGUGUGGAUUUCAACAGAAGCCUACCUCUAUUUCUUUGAUGCACAAUAGUGUGGAUCAUAAAAUGAACUGUUUAAUUCACAUUCAUGAACAUUGGUAUUUUAUGAGUCUCUUUAAAAGCAUUUGAUUCACCUUAAAGAUUGUGAUUCGAGUUAGAUAAGCACAAAUACAGUAUUAGGAAAAGUAAAAUAUGCAAUCUUACUAAAAUUUAAUUUCAAUCUAUUAGAAGCUGUACAUCUUUAAAAAAAAAAACUGGGAAGAUAUUCCUCUUUUGUUAGUUCAUAAUAUGUACCACUAUAUAGUUUCCUCCAUAGCAGCAGUACAAGCCAUUUCAUCAAUAAAAAAAUGUUGAAAAUUCUAUUAUCUUCUUUGGAAAAAGUCUCCUAAAUUUUUAAGAAUUUAAUUUUUUAGAGCUUAUUUAAUCUAUUUUAAAAUACUAUGAGAAAGCUUUUUUUGAAAGUUAUAAAGCACUAAUACAAAUUAGCAUCAUUUUCCAGAGCACAAUGUUUGGCUUUUUCUGAACUUUCACUUAUUUCACAGACAUUAAAAGGGAGUGGCCUCCCUCCUUCUCAGAUCUGAGGCCUAGCUUCUCUCAUGAAAACCCCGUUCUACUUGAACCCAUGAACACACACCUCUUAAGUGCCAUGUUUAUGGGACCUUUUGGGAAAUGUUUUCCAUGAAUGUUUAAUUUCUUUUUUUUUAAAAUAGCUUGUGAACAUUUAAUUUUAUUCAAAGAUGACAGUUUUAAAGAUCGCAGAUACUGGAGAAGAGGGUACUCCUUUUGAAUAGUAUAAUUUUGAAUAGUAUAAUUGCUCUCAGUGAUAUUGACGGCAUCAGUAUGAAUCUAUAGAAAAAAAAACCUGUACAAAGGUUUUAAAACGCAUUGUUGAUAAGCAUAGUGAUGAAUUUUAAUUUGGAAAAAACGCAGUAUAAAAUAUUGCUAACAUGGCAUAUUAAAUAUGAGUAAUUUACUAAGUCCUUUUAGACCUCUUAUUUAAAUUGACCCCAGUAAUCUUCUGAAGGAUUGAUAGUGGCCAUCAUUUAUUGGCCUAAAAGUUAACUUUAAGGAAUAUAUAUUAUCAGUGUUAAAUCCAUGUUCUGUGGAGCUUUAAUUAAUGGAGGUGAAGAGGUUGGUGUUCAUAAGAUAGUGGUGGGGCUGGUAGUGAAAUAAAACAUCAAUCUGUUUUAGAAAGAAGGAACUUUUUAGUCUUGCCUCAAGCAAACCAGAAGUGUCCAUUGCUUAAAAUCUGUUCUGAAUGCUGUUUAUUAAAAUCUUCUUUUUGCUUUAGGUAGUACUAAAUAAUCUACUUCGAUAGUAAAUAAUAGGUGAACAUAAUCAUUAAAUUAAUGAAGGCAGGCUGCGGGGUUGGGAGUUCUACUUCCGGUUGGUGAAUUGGCUGGUGAGUGACACCUCAAGGCAAUUACUUAGCCUUUAAUUUGUUUCCUCUUCUGAAUAUACAGUAUGGAGCCUAUGCUACUCAAAAUGCUGACUUGGGUUUAAAUCAUCUUUAAGGUACCUCCCAGAUCUAAAACUAUGAUUCUAGGUAUUUUUAAAGUUGCUUCUACUUAAUGCUCUUUCCCUUUUUAAUGGUUCCUUUCAUGCUUAAGAGCUUUUGCUAAAAGAUAAUUGUUAAGCAUCCAUUUCCUGGGUCACCUACAUACAGUCUUUGUUCUCUAAGGAUUAAAGUAGAGAAGAAAAAUUACACAGACAAGCAAAUGAGGACAUUUUUCUAAUUGCUUCUUGCUAGUUAACCACUGAACCUGUGAACACAUAUGAACAUUGUCAUUCAUGCAUUUAUCCAUUCAUUCAGCAAGCCAUUUGAACACUUACUAUGUGAAAUGUGUGUUAUACAUGACUUGAGGAACUAGUAAUAAGUAAACAAAAUCUUCCCAAACAAAAUUCUAAUUUCAGCUUAAACAGACAUGGACAUUAUUUACUUAUUGUAUUGAAUGUAAAGCUGGCACUGGGAGGGAAAUUUUUAUGCACUGGGUACUUAGCUAGAUGACAUCGAAGGGGGGGUCUGAGUGAAUCACAGCACAAUUCCUAAAACCCAUUUCACAUACUAAUCAGCCAAUCAUAAACCUGAUUAGGUAACAAAAUCAAGGGUACCUAAUAAGGAUUUACAUUUUGAGACUUUUGUGACAGCCCAUAUUUCUCAGAAUUAUUUUGACACUUGAAUCUAUUCCAGAGGUGUUGCUAUACAGGGUGUGUGACAGAACAACACAAAGAAGCUGGUGCUGACUUACUAUACAUUUUUAACUACAAAAGCUUUACAUCCACUAUUGACAGUGAAGUGACUUUCUAAAACUGAAAAGUCUCAAAGGAGAUCGCUGAACAGGUUUGUUUUUUAUUCUUUUGUUUUUAAAGUAAGAAAUUACACAAAAUAAAUUUUAUUUUUAUUACAAAUACUUUUUAGAGAGCACACAUGUAUUACAUAGGAAAACGGUUUCCUUUAAAAUGCAGAACUGGUAAUGGUAAACAUAAAACACUUCCAUGCUUCAACUGACAACUAUUUGGGGAGUAAACACUGAAUGGCAUUGAUUGAUUGGGUGAAGUUUCCUUACCACUUGGGGAUUCUGUGAAAUUAUGUUGUAAUUCCUGUUGACCCAGCGAUACAGAUUAGCAUCACUUGAUGCUAACAUUCUCCAUAAAGAUACAAAAUGAAAAUAUAUUUAAGAAGAUCUCUUAUGCAUCAUAGUCACAGCUUUUUAAAGCAGGAAAAUGUCAGAUACAUAAUAGAUGAGAAUCUGAAACUGACUGAAAAUAGAACACUGACAUCCAAGUAACCAGUUAGUCUGGGCUUAAAAAAUUUUGCCAUUGUAUUGGUUAAAAAUGUACUUUUAAAAUGCUUUAAUUUACCUAAUUUUCAAAUAUUUUAUGCGAUUAAAAUAUCUACUGCAUACUUUCUGUACAUGUAUUUUUAAACUUUAAAAAAAUUAACGGAGUGUGCAGAGAUGGCAUAAUUUUAGAUGUCUCAUUUCCAAGACACCUUUAGAUUCCCAAUCACUUCACUCAAAAGCUUGGUCUUGUUUUUUCCAUAGGAAAAAGUCAAAGUGAGUCUAAAAACUGUCCUCAGAGUAAGGAGUGCAGUGCGGUGCAGACUGGACUUGCAGACAGUGUGCAGGAGAGGCACUGACACAGGAGAGGCAGGCAUGUCAGGCCGCUGUUAAAUUACUGCUUUUGUCUUCUUGCUUGCUAAAAAAAAAAACGGUCUCUUACUGAUUUAACAAAGGCAGAUGGUUGUAAUUUUUUUUUUCUGAUGCUUUAAGCACAUGUUAACUGAUUUCUUAAUUCCUUUUGGUUCCUCCCAUUGUUUUUAAAAUAGGACUUUCAUAUGACUAUAACCUCAAAAGCUGACCUGCCCAGGUUGAGCAGAGCAUCACCAAGGGGAAGGGAAACCUUUUUUAGUUUUACAGAAACAAAUGUUUAGAUUAUAUAUACAUGUAUUCUUUACAUUGAAUAUUGUAUUAGAGUCCUCCUUACAGGAAAUGAAAUAGUUUAGCACUCUUAGCAUUAGCGUUCCUAGAUUGGUGUCUAUAGCUACAGUUUUAAAAUGUAUAACCUGAAAAUGAAGUUAAUUUUGCAUUAAUAAGAGCACACCAUGAUCUAUGUAAAAAGACUGUCCAUUUGGUGUAUUUUUUUAAAAAAGAAAGCACUUUCAUAUUAACAAGUAGCAUGUGUAUGAAUUUUAGAUUUUCAUAUUUGUUGUGUCUGUAUUCAGUGAAGUAAAAUUGAACAUUCAGAUGUUUGUUGAUGGCAACAUUAACUGUUAAAUUAAAGCACCUUAUAUUCUGCUGCUUAAACUUGCUUGUAAUUGCACCUUUGUUACCUGCACAUUUUCACAUAGAAUAUUGUUGUUAACAUUGCCUCAUGUGGGUCUGGAUGGAAGGUUAGUGGGCCUACAGGAUCAUUUAUUUAUAUUGUUUAUAUUACAAUAAUAUAUUGUAGACCAGUUGUAAGUUCAUUUCUUUACAAAUAAAAGCCUCUUCCAUUUG
Hyaena hyaena (striped hyena) is the source of this 11680-nucleotide messenger RNA. It is a transcript of the gene PHC3, whose product is annotated as polyhomeotic homolog 3. The transcript is spliced from 16 exons. The coding region runs from base 39 to 3074 and encodes 1011 amino acids. Gene Ontology annotation, molecular function: zinc ion binding; protein binding. Gene Ontology annotation, cellular component: PRC1 complex; nucleus. Lineage: Eukaryota; Metazoa; Chordata; Mammalia; Carnivora; Hyaenidae. The record is from RefSeq and is a predicted model, not a curated record.